This is a messenger RNA of Rhodotorula graminis WP1, 2200 nucleotides long. RefSeq lists its product as uncharacterized. The coding region runs from base 1 to 2064 and encodes 687 amino acids. The record is from RefSeq and is a predicted model, not a curated record. The transcript is spliced from 12 exons. NCBI's taxonomy places the organism in Eukaryota, Fungi, Basidiomycota, Microbotryomycetes, Sporidiobolales, Sporidiobolaceae. Gene Ontology annotation, molecular function: alkaline phosphatase activity. Gene Ontology annotation, biological process: dephosphorylation.
AUGCCUACUUCUGGCUACCUCGCCGUCGCCGCCGUCGCGACGCUCGCGACCGCCGUCUCGGCGCAGACGUUCCGCCGCUCCGCCGCGUGCCCCGACCUGGGCUGCAUCUACCCUCCCGACCAAAGCACGUUCAUCGCCGGUCAGGUCUUCGACAUUCGCAUCGAGGUCCAGGCGCCCGUCAACGGCUCGUCGCCCUACAACAACGGCGUCCCCUCACCCGACUUUGCGCUCUACAUCGGCGGCAAGGGUGCCGACAAGCAGGAGAUCUCGACCUUCUACGACCUCGAGGACCCGCCAGUCGAGAGCUACAACUUUACCUACUUCGAGGACCUGUUUGCGCGCGACAACGACUCGGCGACCGUUGUGAACGUCCUCGCGCGCACGUACCGCCACGUCAACCUGUUCAACCCGGGCGAGUACGAGCUCAAGCUCAAGUACAACGGCGGCAGUGAGACGGUCGCGCACUGGACCGUCCUGCCGCUCGCCGAGUGCCGCAAGGCCAAGAACGUCAUCCUGUUCAUCGGCGACGGCAUGGCGCCGUCGAUGGUGACGGCGGCGCGCCUGCUCGGCCACAAGACGGUCAACGGCAAGUACAAGUCGCGGCUCCAGCUCGACCAGAGCGAGGGCUUCGGCAUGCAGAUGACGCACUCGCUCGACAGCUUCAUCACCGACAGCGCCAACUCGGCGACGGCCCUCAUGUCCGGCCACAAAUCGACCGUCAACGCCCUCAACUCGUUCACGGACUCGACGGGCAAGCCCUACGGCGCGCCAAAGUUCGAGACCGUGUUCGAGAUGGCGCGCCGCCUGUACAACGCCAAGAUUGGCAUCGUCUCGACCGCUUUCCUCGCCGACGCUACCCCGGCCGCCGUUGUCGCCCACACGCCUCAGCGCGGCGCGUACGACUACAUCGUCGACCAGUUCCUCGACGGCGGCGCCGUCGCGUUCAACAGCACACCGCAGAACUUCUCGUGGACGCAGUGGGACGGGCCCGACGUCCUCUUCGGCGGUGGCGGCAAGGACUUUGUGCCCAAGGCGUCGAACGGCAACGUGAGCAAGAUCGACCGCUUCCUCAACCGCAACUACCAGUUCUCGACGACCAACACGAGCCUGCACGAGCUCGACAACUCGAAGCGCGCGCUCGGCCUCUUCUCGGACAGCAACCUCCCGACCUGGCUCGACCGCCACGUCUACACCGACAACCUCGCCGACUUUGGCGCGUGGAACUCGGACAACAAGACGUUCACGGCGCCGACGACCGACGUCCCGGGCCUCAAGGACAUGACGCUCAAGGCGCUCGACAUUCUUCACGCGCGCUCCAAGGCCGACGGCACGCCCUUCAUGAUGAUGUCCGAGGCUGCAUCGAUCGACAAGGCUAUGCACAUCGCCGACUAUCCUCGUGCUCUUGGCGACCUUCUCGAGCUCGACGACACGGUCCGUGCCACGCUAGAGCACCUUGAGAAGCUUGGCCUUCGCGACGAGACUCUCGUCAUCGUCACCGCCGACCACGCUCACGGGUUCGACGUCUUUGGCUCCGUCGACACCGAGUACCUCACGGCGCAGAAGACCGACGACGCCAAGCGCGACGCCGUCGGCACGUACCUCGAGAGCGGCCUGUCGGGCUACCAGGUCCCGCAGGGCGUCAACCCGCAGAACCAGACCGAGGUCGUUGGCCCUCAGGGUCCCGGCUUCCCCGUGACGUGGGAGCCGCGGUACACGGCCGCGUUCGGGCUCGCGGCGACCGUCGACCAGUACAACGACUUCAAGACGCACCCGUCGAGCCGGGCCACGUCGCUCGAGCCGCUCAAGAACGGCACCUACCGCGCCAGCCUCGAGGACUCGCCCGACGGCUUCUUCAUCUCGGGCGUGCUCCCGACGAGCAACGACCAGGGCGUGCACUCGCUCGUCGACGUGCAGGUGUUCAGCUGGGGCAGCGGCAGCGAGCUGUUCCGCGGCAUGAUGGACUCGACCGGGAUCGCGCAGAAGAUUGCGCAGGCGAUGGACCUCGGGCGCGACAAGAAGGGCGACCUGGGCGUCAAGAAGAAGGAGCACAAGGGCAAGCAGUAACCCGUCGUCGUCCUCGCGCGCUUGCGCUCUCGAGCAGGAGCUCGUCGUCGUGCGGCGUCGUCCCUGCGCCGCUCGAACCCCUCUCUCUCUCCCUCUCUCUCUCCCUCUCUCUUCCGUCCUUCUCCUCGAUCUCGUA